Truncatella angustata is the source of this 3135-nucleotide messenger RNA. Its product is annotated as importin-beta domain-containing protein. Gene Ontology annotation, biological process: protein import into nucleus. The transcript is spliced from 4 exons. Gene Ontology annotation, molecular function: small GTPase binding. NCBI's taxonomy places the organism in Eukaryota, Fungi, Ascomycota, Sordariomycetes, Amphisphaeriales, Sporocadaceae. Gene Ontology annotation, cellular component: nuclear envelope; cytosol. Bases 1 to 3135 code for a protein of 1044 amino acids. The record is from RefSeq and is a predicted model, not a curated record.
AUGGAGGACCAACUAGUUCAGAUUCUUGCCAACACGCAGUCCUCCUCAGAGGGACCACGAAAGCAGGCCGAACUGGAUCUCAAGCACAUCCAUUCGAACCCAGCUUACCCUUCGUCCCUGGCCAACAUCGCUAGUCACACUUCGCUGACCAUCGAAAUUCGACAAGCCGCACUCUCCUCACUGCGACAAUUCAUAGAACGGAACUGGAGUGGCGAGAGCGAUGAGGGCCCGACCCUGCCCAUAUCAGAUCAGGUGAAAGAGCAGGUUCGCACCGUCGUGUUAGACAUUGCCUUGAGCUCCGACCAGGAGCGAAAAAUAAAGACUGCGGCAAGUUUUGUCGUCGGCAAGAUCGCCAAUGUCGAUUUCCCAGAACAAUGGCCGAACCUGUUGCCCACUCUGCUCAACGUCAUCCCGACUGGAACUGACGGUCAAUUGCACGGCGCCCUGAGAGUCCUUAGCGACCUUGUCGAAGAGAGUUUGAGUGACGAGCAGUUCUUCAGCAUGGCUCAGAGUAUAGUCAAGGUCGUCUACGAAGUCGCACUCAACGAAAACCGCAAACCCAUUCUGCGUGCCUUGGCUAUUUCCGUCUUCAAGGGCACCUUUGAUCUCAUGGACCAGGUCAAAGAUGACCAUCCGAAAGAGGUCAAGGGCUUUGCCGAUGAGGCGCUGAAGGGCUGGUUCCCAUUUUUCCACCAAGUCAUGAAAGCACCCCUUCCGGAGCGAGAUGGCCAAGUUAUAGGUCAGCCCGAAAGCUGGAACGGAUUGAUCGCACUCAAACUCCAGGUUGUGAAAUGCUUGAUGAAAGUCAAGUCCGUCUUCCCGGCCUUGUUGCUACCAGAAACACCAAACUUCUUCGAAUCUGCCUGGCAUGAGCUUUCUGUGCUCGAAUCAGCUUACGAGCAGAUGUACAUCGAGAAUGAGGCUCAAGGACGACUGGAGGAUUCGGACGGCUUGCCCUACACCUUGGACUUCCUCGUUCUCGAAGAGCUGGAUUUCCUGACUGGUUGUCUUCGGGCCGGGCCUGUUCAAAAGCAGCUACAGGCUCAAAUCGACCAGAGUGGCUCAGUACACGAGACGCAAUGGGUGCUGGAUCUUAUGAAGCUUGCUACAUCGUAUGCAAGAAUUUCGCGAGAAGAAGAAGAACUUUGGGAGAUAGACGUUGGUCUUUUUCUCGCCGAGGAGACCUCUGUCAGCGCAAACUACACGCCACGUACAGCGUCUGGUGAUAUUCUCAUCAAGCUGGGCGAGUGGUUGAAGCAGAGAGCCUUGGAAGGACUGUUCGCGCAUACCAAGACAUUAUUUACAGCCGAGACAUCGUGGAGAAAGCAGGAGGCCACGCUAUACUUGCUCAACACCCUGAUUGCAGACUUCCAGGACGUCGACACUCAAGUCCCCGCGGAGAUCACUCAGGCUUACCUCGAAUUGGUCAAUUACGCCAUCAAUAGACCCGAAGAGCCGCUUUUGCGCGCUCGUGGAUACCUUGUGGCUGGUGUACUGGUGCAGUUCAACGGGUCGGUCGCCAGCUUGGCAGAGCAGACCGUCAAUGCGAUCACCGCUGACGAUUCUGAGCUCGUCCAAGCUGCUUGUAUCAAAGCAGUAGAAGGAUUCAUUACUGGCGGCGUCAUCCAACAGGCGGGGCAGUCCAGUGUUGUCAAUGCAGUUUCGCAGUGGAUAUCCGGAAAAGACAUGACCGAUAUCGAGGACGCCGAUGAUCUUUUGGUCACACUGGCUGAAACACUUCGUGCUGCUAUCAAUAUCGACCGGCGAAUUGCUGUGUCCCCAGAUGUUCCGGCCCUGGAUCUUUUGUUCCUCAUUGCUAAGCAUGGUGCUUCAAACUGGCAGGUGACUAUGAUGAUCUGCGAGGCAUUCGAGGACAUUGUUCAGAACAUGGCGGACCCUAAUUCAUACUCGGCUCUUUGUGCCAAGGUGCUACCGUCGCUCACGGGUGCAUUCGACGUUGCUAAUGUCACGUCUGACAACCCCUUGAUAACUUUUGCUACUGAGUUGAUGGCCGCCUUGACUCAGUAUGGCACAGAACCUCUCCCCCCUGGGUUCAUAGCGACCACACUACCUAGACUCAACCGCCUUCUUUCCGAGAGUAACGAAGGAGAGAUCCUGCGACCGGGUGCAGAAUCUGUUAAGUACCUCUUGGCACAUGAUCACGAGCAAAUGUUCAACUACCAGGAUGAAAAUGGACGGUCCGGUCUGGAAGUCUGUCUCCGCAUUAUUGACAGACUGCUUAGUACCUCGAUCGAGGACAAUGCUGCAUCCGAAGUUGGUGGACUUGCAGCAGAGCUGGUGGAGAAGGCCGGCCAUGAGCGCCUGGGCCCCUUCCUGCCCCAGCUGCUCCAGGCUGUUGCAAAUCGACUAGCCACUGCGGAAGCUGCUACAUUCAUACAAUCGUUGAUACUGGUGUUCGCCCGGUUAUCCCUCGUUGGAGCUCAGGAUGUUGUCGAAUUCCUCAGCACCAUACAGAUCAAUGGACAAAACGGUCUCCAGGUCGUCUUCAGCAAGUGGCUGGAGAACUCUGUAAACUUUGCCGGAUACGAUGAGAUCCGCCAGAACGUGAUUGCCUUGUCGAAGAUCUACUCACUCAACGACUCUCGAGUGGCGCAGACGAUGGUCAAGGGUGAUCUUAUCAUGCCGACCAGUGAUCGAAUCAUGACUCGCUCGCGUGCCAAGCAAAGUAUGUCAAAUCACGAUCUUCCCCAAGCGGCCCUGGCCUGGUCAAAUUUUAACACGGCUUCAGACCCUGAUCAAUUCACCAUCAUUCCCGCACCUCUGAAGAUACUCAAGGUUCUUGUGGAUGAGCUUGCAUCCGCAUCCGGUUUGCAAAGUGCAGCAACUGCUGCCGCGGCCGCGGCAGCACAGUUCGUCGAUGAUGACGACGAAGAUGACGGCUGGGAAGACGAUCCUGAUACCAUUGACCUCAGCCUUGGUACAACCAAGAGCGACCUUAUGGGUUACUUGGAGUCCAAUAAUAUGCGAAACCGCGAUGACGAAACUCAGCAAUAUCUAGCCGAGUUCUUCGUCCGGGCAGCCAAUGAGAACAUUGCCGAUUUCAAUAAUUGGUACAACGGCUUCACAGAGGACGAGAAGAGCAAGUUACAGUCCCUGGCACAUAGCCAGGUUUAG